AUGGAUCCUGGGGCGAAUUCCCCUCAGAAACAGGAUAAAGAGAAUUUAGUGGGCAUCAGCAGUAAAGGGCUUGGUGUAUGUGGCUGGAUCCUGUUUUCCCUUUCUUUGCUGCUGAUGAUCAUUACCUUCCCCAUCUCCAUAUGGAUGUGCUUGAAGAUCAUUAAGGAGUAUGAACGUGCUGUUGUAUUCCGACUGGGACGCAUCCAAGCUGACAAAGCCAGAGGGCCAGGUUUGAUCCUGGUCCUGCCCUGCAUAGAUGUCUUUGUCAAGGUUGAUCUCCGAACUAUUACUUGCAACAUUCCUCCACAAGAGAUCCUCACCAGAGACUCCGUGACUACGCAAGUGGAUGGAGUUGUCUAUUACAGAAUCUAUAGCGCUGUCUCUGCCGUGGCUAAUGUCAACGAUGUCCACCAAGCCACAUUUCUGCUGGCUCAGACUACCCUGAGGAACGUCUUAGGGACGCAGACCCUGUCCCAAAUUUUAGCUGGCCGAGAGGAGAUUGCCCAUAGCAUCCAGACCUUACUUGAUGAUGCCACCGAGCUGUGGGGGAUCCGGGUGGCACGAGUGGAAAUCAAAGAUGUCCGGAUUCCGGUGCAGCUACAGCGGUCCAUGGCUGCGGAGGCCGAGGCCACCCGGGAAGCCAGGGCCAGGGUCGUUGCCGCCGAAGGAGAAAUGAAUGCUUCCAAGUCUCUGAAGUCAGCCUCCAUGGUGCUGGCCGAGUCCCCAGUAGCCCUCCAGCUGCGUUACCUGCAAACCCUCACCACUGUGGCCACCGAGAAGAAUUCCACCAUCGUCUUCCCUCUGCCCAUGAAUAUCCUGGAGGGCAUUGGUGGUGUCAGCUACAAUAACCACGAGAAGGCUACGAACAGAGCCUGA
Molecule: messenger RNA, 876 nt
Organism: Enhydra lutris kenyoni (northern sea otter)
Lineage: Eukaryota; Metazoa; Chordata; Mammalia; Carnivora; Mustelidae
Product: stomatin like 3
Exons: 7
Coding region: 1-876 (291 amino acids)
Cellular component (GO): plasma membrane
Source: RefSeq, a predicted model, not a curated record